AAUGUUCUUCAUAAAUCAAAUCUCUACACGCGCUCAAUCACAGAGCAGAUCGAGGCACUCUGCCAGUUGAGGCGCGCGCAUGCACACGCACUCCGAAGCGUAUCCUACAUUGUGGGAUCAGCACAUUAAUAAGGACUAGGCUAUUCCUUAAGCUUGCUUCCGGAUCGAUAUUGGCAGCUUAUUGAUAUGAUAUUGGUACAGUUGUAAUAUACACCCGUUAUUUAAAGGAAAGCCUGGGGAGAAAUAUAUACCGCCCUGUGCAAUGAGGUGAACAUCAUUCCCGUCUACGACUCCGGCAGCUGAAUCGCCAUACCAUCUCCAUACCUGGCCCCGUCAUCUGACCACCCCAUUCUAGCCACUGCGACCCUUCUCUACGUCUCCAUGUUUACUUUGUGGUGAGAGAUGGGAAAGAUGCUCUUCCCUGCAACUCUCCAUCACCUCCUAUUGGUAGGGGUCUGUCUCUGCGUCUACAGCACCCCAGUCCCGCCCUUCCAUGACUACGCACCCGCCUCACAGGACAGUGGCUGUGAUGGACAAGCUGGGGAGCCAAUGGAGGGAGAGCCCUGUGUAACACCAGCAACACCUGUCAGUGUGACAUCAACAAGUGUCCAAUCUGGGCCCUCUGAUCCCAGCAGACUGUCCUAUGGGAUGGCAGAACACGUGACUGGCAGCUGGACUGACCUAUCAGAGAAUGUUGGAGCAGGGGGAGGCACUGGCCCUGAUGUGAUGGGACGCAAACCAGGGGGGAUAGAGCCGGUGACGCAGGCACGAAACGUGGACAGUCAUGAGGGUAUAUCUGGACCGGGAGGGGCUAAGAGCCACGGGAGGGAGGCAGAGACAGGGGUUGCCUCUGAGAGCUUCUCUGAGGGGAAGGAGACUCACAGACUGCCUGUAGAAGCUCCAGAACUCUACACAGACAGAGACAUGAAAGUUGGGCCCGAAGAGGAUCCUAUGGAGGAUGUACCUACUGUCACCACUGGUGCCAUGAUAGCUUCCCUAGGAGAGAGGCAAGGGAUGACAGGGGCCGUGAAAACACACAGAGCUGCUCUACAUGGUGCUUCCAAAGCAGCCAGAGCCCCAGAACCAGAUAGCCAGACAGGGACGCACCUUGCUGGGGAUAGAAGAGACCUCAUCCUGGAAGAGAGGCCAGAUCUCCAAGGAGGAAAGGAAGGGGAACUCAGAGAGAGCUUGCCCGACCUCGGAGCUCCUCUUCUGGGGCAGGAGACAGAGACGACCAGACCGAGCUCCUCAUCUCCCCAUAGUAUCCUUACAAACUCCCCAUUGACCUCGAUCCCUCCGUCAGUAUGGAGAUCCAGCAGAGACGCUUCAUCGCUGCCCCCUAGUGGUCUGGAGGCCGCUGGUCCUGCAUCUACACACCCCCAAGAUGGAGAGACAGCGUUUGCUCUCCCAGACCCCCUCCUGCCCGACCUUGGACCAGCCCUGACAGGAUCCUCCAGACAGGAUGACCCUGACAGCCUCUGGACUGAACCACUACAGCAAAAUGGGGCCGUGGAUGCCAGUGCCCCUCCCUUGCAGGACGCGUCCACAGAGGGCACAAUGUCAUCGGAGGACCUCCCUCUCAUCUUCGAGCCCUUUGAUGAUGUCACACCUGAAGGGGCGGGGGUAGCGACAGCCGUUCUCGCACCCGGCAACUCACAGCUGUCUGUCUCCAUGUCUAACACGGGGAUGCUACUGUCAGAGGUGGAGUUCGACCAGGUGGGCACAGGUGACACGGGGCCAUCCCGUAUCCCACCACUGGUGCUACCAGAUUGGACGUCGCCAUGGCAGACAUCCGGGGCUGAGAUCUCUGAGCCUAUCUGUCCUUCUGGUCCACCCAUAGACCCUCCCCCUUCAGAGACAGAACAGCCAGGUGGUCGUGAGACCAUACAGAACCCAGAGGAAACCCCGCCCACCUCCGAACCCAACCCUACAAGCAUCGCCUCCCAGCAGAUCAUCAUGACAACGGUCACCAAGACAACCAAUCUGCCUGUGGUCAAAUCAGGUCUGGAGGAACUGGAGUCUGAAGAGGAGACAGAAGUGGAUGAGGAGGAUGAGAACACAGAGGAGUUAGAGGACAGCGAAGAGGAACAGAAGGAGACCCCUAUCCCAGCCCCCACUCGACCUCCCUACAGCCUCAUCCCCCCGCCUCCUGUCUGGGUGCAGCGCAAUCAGGGCCUGAUGCGUAGCUGGGUGGAACUGAUCAGAGAAAAGGCAGGGUAUGUGUCUGGGAUGUUGGCCCCGGUGGGCAUUGGCAUCAUGGGGGCCCUGCUCAUCGUUGGGGCCCUCUACAGCAUCAGGAUGAUCCACCGUAAGAGGAGGAACAGCUUCAAACAUCAGCGCAGGAGGAAGACCAGGCACACUGAGCAACCCAGGGAGCCAAGCAGCAACGGCCAGGAUCAAGCCAUGCUAUUGGCUGACAGCUCUGAGGACGAGUUCUGAUCCUGCCCACAGCGCUGUGCCUGUAACUGAUGAGACUCGGCCCGCGUCGUCGUCGUCAUCAUAUCUCCAUGACUACCACAUCUCCAAUCACUGUGGGCCGAUUGGCUAUAAUUCAUCAGAGAGUAUUUGACUGUCUAACCAACAAGACAGGUGGGUAUUUGACAUGUAAAACAGAGUUGAACAUUUUAACACCUAUGUAGUUACAGGUGCAUAGAGGGAAAACAAUACAAUAUUUGAAAAAUAAACUCCAGGCUAUUGACAUUCUUGUAUGAUCCACAAUGUGUUUGAUAUCCUUUAAACCAACAGUGUGUAGAGCAUACAAGAAUGACCGUGUGCUGAAGCCUCUUUUUCAAUUACUCUCUAUGUAAUAAAAAGGCUAGAGCAGAAUCCAUUUAAGAGGAUCUCUGUUUAUGUAGCUGGCGAGGAGUGCAUUUCAAUAGUCUGAAGUGGCUUCCUCUUCUUGUCUCCUUUCCUACAUUUAGGAAGCCACUUCAGAAAUGAAGCCACUACAGGCUAUAGAGAUGCACUCAUGGUUACUGGAGUAAGAUUGUCACACACUAUUGAGUUCAUAACACAUCACAGACACUGAGAAAACAUAAGCUGUCAACACCAGUGUGCAUUAAUGCACUGUAGAUACUUUCAUAGACAGCCAUUGCUUGAUUCAGCCUUGUCGACUGUUUAAGGCCAAGUGAACAUAAUCCUCCUUUAAAAGCAUUCAGCAGGAAACCAGCUCUCUGUGUGUAGUUACAGGAAACUGAUCAUUCUAUUGUUGCUCCUCCUGACAAUGUUUUUCCUCCAGUGCGUGGCAGGCAACCUCUUUUAUGAAUGUAUAUACCAGGCUAAUACUUAUUUAAUCAUCUCCAUAUCAUUUACUAUUGAAUAGCCUACUCUACAGAAAGUCCAAGUCAUUCAGAAUCAUUACAUCCCAUAGCUAUGCUGAGGGAUUUUUUAAAGGGAGACUACUUGUAUUUUCACUCAACCUCUCUCUUCUGUACUGUUGUUUCUCCUAAUUGCCUAACAAUCCACUUUUCUUAUUUUGCACUGGGACCUGAAAGAACUGAAGUGAAAGCCAAAACUCUAAGGAGAAACAGGACACUUGCUGCUAGUGUACGCACUUAAUGUUGACAAAGGUUUCCAUUCCCCCUGGUUGAUGCCGUUGUGAUCCAAAUGUAUAUAUUUAUUCAUUUCUGUGGUUGAUGCAUCUAGUGUCUGCAUUUUAGCACUAAAUAUUAAAGGUGUUUUGAAAAGUCUAAUUCAAUGUAAUUGAGUAAUCUUGCAUUGUACUGUAGUCAUUCAAGUUUGAAAUGUGUCACAUUUUGCGUGACCAUCCCCUGGUAGGUUGCUUGAGAUACAUUGCCUGUGAAUAUGCAAUAAUAAUGUAAUGUACGGGUUCUUCUGUAAAAUGAUGGCCACAUUUCGGGCUUUCUUUCUAUAGAUACCAAAUGUGCAGUGUUACCAAUAAAGGUCUCUCUUACCCAGAAGGAUCUCUGUUUGUGGGAAGGGUUCACUAUUUUUGUUUCUAUUGCUAAACACAGUUGGAAGACAAAAUGCCUAAUAAUGAAUGCAUCACAUGAUACAAUGUAAAACACUGCACUCUUUCAGAUGUGCCAUUUGCUUGCUUUGGAACCAAGAUAACCAUCAGACAACCAAGAGUCAACCAAUCCACUUUACAGCAUUAAAAAAAAAACUAAUA
This is a messenger RNA of Oncorhynchus tshawytscha (Chinook salmon), 4132 nucleotides long. RefSeq names its product armadillo-like helical domain-containing protein 4. The record is from RefSeq and is a predicted model, not a curated record. NCBI's taxonomy places the organism in Eukaryota, Metazoa, Chordata, Actinopteri, Salmoniformes, Salmonidae. The transcript has 8 exons. The coding region runs from base 403 to 2439 and encodes 678 amino acids.